AAAACUGAUUUAUAGGAGGGUGGCUAUGGAAGAUAACGAAUUUAAUGUCGCGUUAAGAAACAGCAGUGGCAAUUAUUGUAAAAUAUAUGAAAUAGAAGGUUAAUUUGAGAAGUUGAGAAGUAUAUAUGACCCCACCACAACCCUUCGAGACACAACACAAGAAAUAAGAAUCAAAUCGAGAAGAAGAAGAAGAAGAACGCAUUAAGCAGUAACCAAAACGAUGUCGUUGGUAACAGAAGAGAUCAAAGCGAAAUCAGAGGUAUACCAUGGAGACCUACUCUGCCAAGAGAAAUCAAAAGAGUUUCUGAAAGAAAUUUCACUUCCAAACGGGCUUUUACCAUUGAAAGACAUUGAAGAGGUAGGUUACAACAGAGAAACAGGUUUCGUUUGGCUGAAACAGAAGAAAAGCAUAACACACAAAUUCGAAAAGGUUGGUAAACUUGUUUCCUAUGCUACUGAAGUGACAGCACAUGUUGAACAUGGUAAGAUCAAGAAACUGAAUGGUGUGAAAACAAAAGAGAUUUUGGUUUGGAUUACACUCAGUGAUAUUUAUAUUGAUAAUCCACCAACUGGAAAAAUCACUUUCAAAACACCUUCUGGACUUUAUAAAACAUUUCCUGUUUCUGCUUUUGAAGUUGAAGAUAAUCAAGCGAAUGACGUUGGUGUUAAAGAGGUUUAAUUCUAGAUCUACUAUAUUUCAUCAACGCCAUGUCAUGGCUAUUUAAUUCUUAAUUAAUAAGUUGUUGCUACUUCAUCUUGUUUUAUAAGCCUUCUUUCAAAUCUAUUGUACUUCCAAUUAUUAUAAAUGAAAGGAAUUUAUAUUUUUGAAAGGAAAUUUUAA
Molecule: messenger RNA, 841 nt
Organism: Cicer arietinum (chickpea)
Lineage: Eukaryota; Viridiplantae; Streptophyta; Magnoliopsida; Fabales; Fabaceae
Source: RefSeq, a predicted model, not a curated record